Messenger RNA from Canariomyces notabilis, 333 nucleotides. RefSeq lists its product as uncharacterized. Lineage: Eukaryota; Fungi; Ascomycota; Sordariomycetes; Sordariales; Chaetomiaceae. The transcript has 3 exons. The record is from RefSeq and is a predicted model, not a curated record. The coding region runs from base 1 to 333 and encodes 110 amino acids.
AUGAUGCCCACCAUCCCAGCAGCCGUCUUGGGCCUACUCUGGGUUACCAUUCCGGGCGUCUUCUCCCUGGCUGUCCCCGCCGAGGGCCUGCUGGAGCGUCAGAACAACGUCGACUGUGAGAGACCUGGGCUCAAGACCACCAACGUUACCGCCGCGACAAACGAGACGGGCAUUCUCGAAAAGCGCAACUACAACGGGACUUGCCAGUUGUCCUGGCGGGACGGCAGUCUCAUUUGCUCGGGCAUUUGCUACUGUCUCCCGACAUCGGCGUGCUCCGCGAGCGGCAAUUACUGCUACUUCAAUACUGGCAACGAACAAUGCUACUGCACUUGA